Molecule: messenger RNA, 2275 nt
Organism: Cladophialophora immunda
Lineage: Eukaryota; Fungi; Ascomycota; Eurotiomycetes; Chaetothyriales; Herpotrichiellaceae
Exons: 4
Coding region: 182-1897 (571 amino acids)
Biological process (GO): protein folding
Cellular component (GO): endoplasmic reticulum membrane; endoplasmic reticulum
Molecular function (GO): calcium ion binding
Source: RefSeq, a predicted model, not a curated record
GGAGUCCACCUCGUAAAGGACACCUUGCUUUGAUCCCUCGAGCAGACCUGAAAUAUAACCACGACUAGGAGUGGGACCUGCUCUUGUCAACCUUCUUCUCCUCCAUUCUCUUCUGUGCCUGGUCUGUUUCUUAUACCUCUUGUCAAUUGAUUGUCGCUUGCCUCAGUGUUUGUGGCCCAGCAUGCGGUUCAACGCAGCAAUCGCCCCGGCCCUCUAUGCAUCGGCUCUCCUUGCCGGCACAACAUUCGCCCAAGAGGAGGCAGAGACGUUAACGAGUGCCGUUGAGCGGCCUACCUUUACUCCCACAAGUCUUAAGGCGCCCUUCCUAGAACAGUUCACCGAGGAUUGGGACACAAGAUGGACUCCUUCACAUGCCAAAAAGCAAGAUUCCAAGAGUGACGAAGAUUGGGCAUACGUCGGUGAAUGGGCGGUCGAGGAACCGACUGUCCUCCCGGGCAUCGUCGGCGACAAAGGCUUGGUUGUGAAGAACGCAGCUGCUCAUCAUGCCAUUUCAGCCAAGUUCCCUUCUGUUAUCAAUAACAAGGGCAAGACUCUUGUCGUUCAAUAUGAGGUCAAGCUUCAGAACGGCCUCGAGUGUGGUGGCGCGUACAUGAAAUUGCUCCGCGAGAACAAGGAGCUGCACGCCGAGGAAUUCUCCAAUGCCUCUCCCUAUGUGAUCAUGUUUGGUCCCGACAAGUGUGGAGCUACCAACAAGGUUCACUUCAUCUUCCAGCACAAGAACCCCAAGACUGGCGAAUAUGAGGAAAAACACCUCAAGAGUCCUCCCCAGGCCAAGACUGGCAAGAUGACCACCCUCUAUACUCUCAUCGUCAAGCCAGAUAAUACUUUCGAGAUGUUGAUCGACAACAAGUCUGCCAAGAAUGGGAGCCUUUUGGAGGAUUUCUCUCCCGCAGUCAACCCUUCAAAGGAAAUUGACGAUCCAAAGGACAAGAAGCCUGAUGACUGGGUGGAACAAGCCCGCAUUCCCGACCCUGACGCUGUCAAGCCUGAAGAUUGGGAUGAGGAUCAACCUUACGAGGUGGUCGACGAGGAAGCUGAGAAACCCGACGACUGGCUCGAGGAUGAACCUGCAACGAUUCCUGACCCAGAGGCCGAGAAACCAGAAGAUUGGGAUGACGAGGAAGACGGUGAUUGGAUUCCCCCUCAAGUGCCCAACCCCAAGUGCGAAGAAGUGUCUGGCUGCGGUAAAUGGGAACCUCCGAUGAAGAAGAAUCCUUUUUACAAGGGCAAGUGGACUGCGCCAUUCAUCGACAACCCCGCCUACAAGGGCCCGUGGGCACCACGCAAGAUCCCCAACCCGGACUACUUUGAGGACAAGACUCCUUCCAACUUCGAGCCUAUUGGAGCGAUUGGCUUCGAAAUUUGGACCAUGCAGUCCGACAUCACUUUUGACAACAUCUACAUUGGUCAUUCGAUUGAAGAUGCCGCAGCUUUCCGCGCCGAAACUUACGAUGUCAAGCGACCCAUCGAGGAAGCCGAAGAUGCGAAGAGCAGGCCCACGCCCGAAGAUCUUCCCAAGUCGCCCUCCGACCUCAAAUUCAUGGAUGACCCAGUCACUUUUGUCAAAGAAAAACUCGACCUCUUCAUCACCUUGGCCAAGAAGGACCCGGUUGAAGCCAUCAAGUUCAUGCCCGAGGUUGCAGGCGGAAUUGGCGGCGCUUUGGCAUUGGUGAUCGCUAUCAUCGUUGGUCUCUCAAGCAUGGGCGGGUCAGCCCCCGUUCCCAGCAAGGAGGACGUCAAGAAGGCGGCGCAGAAGGCGAAGGAUACUGCCACCGAGGUCAAGGAGAAGGUGCAGGAUUCUGCCGCCAGUGGUGCUGAGACGACGAAGGCCGAGGCUAGCAAGAGAGUUACUCGAUCGAGCGGUAACUCUGAAUAGAAUCGUGCUAGCAGGCAAACUCGACCUUCCGACUGGAUGGUGUGCGACUCGACAAUGUCGUUACUGGACUUGGGAUUGAUCCACAUGGGUUCAGGCACAAAAGGAGUCAAUUUGAGGCGGACGGCCAGAAAAAUACAAUACAUUGUCAACCAGGAUGAAAUUCUGAAGGAGGUUUCUGCCGGGAAAUGUUUUAAUGUACAUCAGCUCAAAGCCUACCAGAUCAAGGGUAUCAUGCCUGCUUGGUGGCGACGCCGCAGGCACCGUGACCACUGGUGGGAGGGAGGUCUAUGAGAUUAUGCAGCAUCAAAGUUCUGAUUGUUUAAUGUUCUGUUACAAAACUGGCUCGCGAUGACUGUCCGCUAGUCCUUUUGAGAUUUG